CCUACUCCCAACCUCAACAAUAUGCACCACCCAACAACCGACCACCAUUUCAACUGAGGCCUGAAUUUCAAGGAUAUCAACCGAGGCCCGAGUUUCAAGGGUACCAACAAGGGCGUGGGGGAUUUGUCCCGAGACAACCAAUGCCACCUCCACCGGAGCUCGAAAAAGAAUUAAAGGCACCUACCUCGGACCCUCGAAUUGACAACAUGGAGAAGUAUCUUCAAAGCCUCGCUUCAACCGUGUCCACCCUUCAUGAAACGGUUAAGGGCGUACCUUCAAUCCAAGCUUCUCUCAAAUGCCUUGAGACACAAAUGGGAAAACUUGGGACGUCCAUUGGUGAGAUGCAAAGAAACAACAAGAAAGACCGACUCCCGAGUCAACCCGAGCAAGCCCAAGCCGUGACGGUCUUACGAAGUGGUAAGGUGGUGGAUAAUCGAGUUGAGAUGCCUAAUGACGUGAUGGUUGAGGAUGUUGAUGAGAAGGAUGACGAGAAGGAGUUGAACGUUAUGACGGAUUCCGGGAAGAACAAGCAGGUGAUGAUCGAAGAGGAAUCGAAGGAGAAAACCAAACCCGAUAGCCUUGAUACCUUGCACAAAUCGGCUACACCAUAUCGCCCACCGGUACCUUACCCGAGUAGACUCCAAGACACCAAGAGGAACCGCCAAUUCAAGGAUCUACUCGAUAUGCUUUCCAAGGUAAAUGUGAACCUUCCUCUACUUGAUGUGAUAAAGAAUGUGUCGGCUUAUGUUCAAUUCUUUAAAGACCUGGCCUCGAAGAAAAGGAGGUUUGAGGAUAAUGAAAAGGUGAUGAUCUCCGAAGUUGCUUCUACCAUGAUUCCGAGGAAAGAAUGUGACCCCGGGGGUUUUAUGAUCAAGAUAACCCUCGGAAACGGGAAAGAGACGAAUGAAAUGCUUGAUUUGGGAGCCGGGAUCAACCUUAUGCCAUACUCGAUUUUCAAGCAAUUGGAUUUGGGAGAUCUCAAACCCACGAGGAUGUGUUUGCAAUUGGCGGAUUGCACAUUAAGCUACCCAAAGGGAGUUAUUGAGGAUAUUUUGAUUCGGGUAGGUAACUUGAUUGUUUCGGCGGAUUUCGUGGUACUUGACGUGGGAGAGGUCCCAAAUACCGGGAAUGAGCACACCAUCUUGCUUGGCCGCCUGAUUAUGGCCACCACCAACACUCUUAUCAAUGUCAAAGACGGGCGAGUCACCUUAUCGGCUCUCGGUAAAACGGUCACUUUUACAAUGAGCGAGGCAAAGACAACACCGUCGUUCACCGAGAGUUGCUCUUAUGUUGAUGUGAUCGAGGCAGAGGUCCACAAUAUUUUCCAUGCCGAU
This is a messenger RNA of Striga hermonthica, 1334 nucleotides long. The record is from the annotation of a GenBank genome assembly. NCBI's taxonomy places the organism in Eukaryota, Viridiplantae, Streptophyta, Magnoliopsida, Lamiales, Orobanchaceae.